AUGCUGCCGGGUGCCAGCCAUGAUCCCCACGACGUCCUCGGGCUCUUCGUCGUCUUCGGCGGCGGCGCCCACGCCACCGGUGUGGCCCAGCCCCAGCGCCAUCGGCAGCAGCGACGGGAUGUUCCCGGGCUCGGGCGGCGGCUCGGGGCAGCAGCAGCUGGCCAUCAGCAACGGGGUGCUCCUCGCCGCGGUCAUCUUCCUCUUCAUGGUCGUCGUCUUCGUCUUCCUGCUCUACCUCUACGCCAAGCGCUACCUGGGGCGAACCCGCUCCUGGCGCCGACCUCGCCGUCGUCGCGGUUCCUCUUCGUCGCGUCGUCCCCGCUCCCGCAGCGCGGCCUGCCCGCCUCCGUCCUGCGCUCCCUCCCCGUCACCGUCUACGGCGCCGGUGCCGGCUCCCCCAAGGACAAGGAGAAGGACGCGCUGGAAUGCGCGGUGUGCCUGUCCGAGGUGGCCGACGGCGAGAAAGUGCGGACGCUGCUCAAUUGCGGGCACGGGUUCCACGUGGAGUGCAUCGACAUGUGGUUCCACUCCCACGACACCUGCCCGCUCUGCCGCGCCCCCGUCGGCGCCGCCGGCGACCUCGACGCGCUGCCGCGGGAGGAGCCCUCGGGCGCGUCGCUGGAGUUCCCCGUGUUCCCCACCAACGUCCUCUUCUGGGGCACCCACGACGAGGUCACCAACGCCGGGCUCGCCACGCCCCCACCCCCGCCGCCGCCCGUCGCCAGCGCCAGCGCCGCCGCCGCGCGCUCCUCGGCCUCCACCGGGCUCAGGAAGGAGAACCAGCUGGUCAUCGACAUCCCGACGCGGCCCGUGGCCCUGAACACGCCGCCCAUGAACUCCCCGCUGCCGGCGAGCCGCAUGCCCGGAACCGCCGACGACAUGCGGUCCCCGGUCUCCGCCAGGCUGCGGUCGCUGCGCCGGCUGCUGAGCAGAGGCAAGCAGGCCGUGGUCGGCACAUCCUCCUACAGCCCGAGCCCGCGCGGCGGCGCCGGUGACAUCGAGCAGGGGCUCGCCGGAGCCGAGGCCGCCCGCCCGCCCAAGACGCCGAAGACGCCUCCGUCGUCGGCGAACUGA
Molecule: messenger RNA, 1074 nt
Organism: Miscanthus lutarioriparius
Lineage: Eukaryota; Viridiplantae; Streptophyta; Magnoliopsida; Poales; Poaceae
Source: the annotation of a GenBank genome assembly